CUCCGGGCUUGAACUUCUCGGGUGUCCACCUCGCUCCUCCUCGGCUCCUCCUCGCCUCUUCCCCGGUUCUUCCUCCUCCUCUUCCCCGCGGAUGUGAUGUAAACACGGCCCCUCAGCUCCGUCUCCAGCCCCGUGCCCGUGUCCGAGCCCCACACCGAGUUAACGACGCCUCCUCGGGCUCCACGCCGCUUCCAGGCCGCUCUCCAGCCCUCUCCUCUGGGCGUGUGACCUCACCAAGGACCGUUACUUGAGCUCCAGGAUGAACCGCUGAGGACCGAGUGUGCGCGCUGAGCCAGGCCGAGCACAGCGCUCCGUGAGGCGGCUACACACGGACCGAGGCCCCGCUGCUGCUGGAGCGACAAAAAGAACAGAGAUGUAGUCCGGUUGUGAUCCUGGUCUUGCUGGAGAACCAUGCUCCUGUGUCUGCUGCUGCUCUUCACUGCUGCAGCCUCUGGACAGAUCGACCCAAGUCUGUGCAGGUACGCUCUGGGUUUGGAGGAUGGACGAAUCAGAGACGAGGCCCUGAGCGCCUCCAGCCAAUGGCAUUUCACCACUGGGCCUCAAUACGCCAGGCUCAACCGCGAGGAAGGCGAUGGAGCCUGGUGUCCUCAAGUCGCCUCUGACUCCCAGUACCUACAGGUGGACCUGGGCCGACUGACAUUCCUCACUAUGGUGGGCACUCAGGGACGAUACGCUCACAGCUCGGGGAAUGAGUUCGCCCGAGCAUACCGCCUUAACUACAGCCGCGACGGGGUUUUGUGGAAGUCCUGGAAGAACCGCCAGGGAAACACGGUCCUGGAGGGAAAUACAAACGCGUAUGCCUCCGUGUUAAAUGACCUCCACCCUCCUGUGAUCACGCGCUUCGUCAGAGUGCUGCCUGUGCCCAGACAAGCCACCACCGUCUGCAUGAGGCUGGAGCUGUACGGCUGCAACUGGACAGACGGUCUGGUGUCGUACUCAGCUCCAGAGGGACAGAUCAUGACUCCUCCUGGUUUCCCUGUGGUCAGCCUCAACGACUCCACCUACGACGGCUCACGACAGAGAGGGCGGUUGGUGGGAGGCUUGGGGCAGCUGACUGAUGGAGUGACCGGUCAGGACGACUUCCUGUCCACACGGCAGUACCAGGUUUGGCCCGGAUACGAUUACGUCGGCUGGAAAAACCAAUCCCUUGCCCAAGUGGACAUUGAGUUCACCUUCGAGAAGACCAGAAACUUCACCCACAUGAAGGUCCACAGUAAUAACAUGUUUUCUCGUGGUGUGAAGAUCUUCUCGUCAGUGUCAUGUGCGUUUAAGCCCCGUCUCCAGGGUCCUUAUGGGGCUGAGCGUGUGGCAUUCAGGACGGUUCUGGAUGACCGAAACCCGAGUGCCCGCUAUGUGACGGUGCCUUUAGGGCGCGCAGCCAGGGUCGUACACUGCAGCUUCACCUUCGCAGACAUGUGGAUGAUGUUCAGCGAGAUCUCCUUCCACUCAGAGGACGCCGUUGUCACAGAGACACCUCCGAGCGAAGAAGAGAAGACCACCUCAGCCCCGGUGCUCGAUCUGACUGCCACUGUGUCUCCCCAGUCAGUGGCGAAUGCAUCGUCUAGCCCCGCCCCUGAAGACAGGAGCUCACCCGUUCUUAUUGGCUGCCUCGUGUCCAUCAUCCUGCUCCUGUUGGUGGUGAUCUUCUUGAUUCUGUGGUGUCAGUGUGUCUGCAAAGUCCUGGAGAAGGCGCCACGCAGGAUCCUGGAGGAGGAGGUGACGGUGCGACUGUCCUCCUGCAGCGACACCAUCGUCCUGCAGACCCCCCCUGUGCCCCCCCGCAACGUCCACACACAAGGGGUGAACUCUGACCCUCAUUACGAGCGCGUCUUCCUAUUGGACCCUCAGUACCAGAACCCGGCUCAUUUGAGAAACAAACUCCCCGAGCUGUCCCAGAGCGCAGAGGCCUCAGCCCUCCUUCUGGGUAACCCUCUGUACGACCUGCUGCUCCUCACUUCCUGUCACAUGACCUCUGAUCCCUUCAUUUCCUGUCAGCUGACCGCGGGCUGGCUGCGUGCAUGCGGAGGAGGGUAUGCGGAGCCGGACGUGACCCAGUGCACUCCUCACCAGAGCUUCCAGGCCUCAGCUCCUCACUACGCGGAGACGGACAUCGUGAGGCUGCAGGGGGUCACAGGGUCAAACAUGUACGCUGUCCCCGCCCUCACCGUCGACUCCCUCACGCGCAAAGACAUCAGCGCCGCAGAGAUCCCCCGACACAGACUGCUCUUCAGGGAGAAGCUCGGGGAGGGGCAGUUUGGAGAGGUGCACCUGUGCGAGGCGGAGGGUUUGCUCGAGGUCCUGGGCUCCUCGCGCUCAGACUCUCGCUCUGUCCUCGUCGCAGUGAAACAACUAAGACCAGACGCCACCAACCAGGCUAGAAAUGACUUCCUGAAGGAGAUAAAGAUCAUGUCUCGGCUGAAUGACCCAAACAUAAUCCGUCUGCUGUGUGUGUGCGUGACCUCUGACCCCUUGUGCAUGGUCACUGAGUACAUGGAGAACGGUGACCUCAACAUGUUUCUGUCCCAACGUGAGAUUGAGAGCACGCUGACGCAUGCCAACAACAUCCCCUCUGUCAGUCUGUCGGAGCUUCUACACAUGUCGGUCCAGAUUGCCUCGGGGAUGAAAUACCUCGCAUCUCUGAACUUUGUGCAUCGAGACCUGGCCACGAGGAACUGCCUCCUGGACCGAAGACUCACCAUCAAAAUCUCCGACUUCGGAAUGAGCCGGAACCUGUACAGCAGCGACUACUACAGGAUCCAGGGAAGAGCCGUGCUGCCGAUACGAUGGAUGGCCUGGGAGAGCAUCCUGCUGGGUAAGUUCACCACGGCCAGUGACGUGUGGGCGUUCGGAGUCACUCUGUGGGAGAUGUUCACUCUGUGUAAGGAGCAGCCGUAUUCUCUGCUGUCCGACGAGCAGGUCAUCGAGAACACUGGAGAGCACUUCAGGAACCAGGGACGACAGAUUUUCCUGUAUGCUCCUCCGCUCUGUCCUCCCUCUCUGUUUGAACUCAUGAUGCGCUGCUGGAGCCGAAACAUCCAGGACCGGCCCACCUUUGAGGGUCUGUACCAGGCGCUUAGACCCCACGCCCAGUGACCAGAGGAACCAAUCCAAGGAACCAGGCGAAAGAACCAAAAGGAACCGGGCCAAAGAACCAGAAACACAACCAAAACUCCACCAAAAUUUUACCAAUCCACUCUGAAUGCUGCAUCCACUCAUUUCAAACAGUAACUCGCAAAAAAGAAUCGGUAACAAGUCCAAACUAAAACUGAGAAGAAACGAGAAGCAAACCAUCACCAGAACAUCACCAAAACAUCACAAGAAUUUCACCAAAACUUCACUGAAAUAUCACCAAUUUACUCUCAACGGUUUAGUCCUAAAUCAGGUCUGAAUCAGCUGACGGAACUCUCUCCUUUUGCGUCUCACCGUUCACCUGGUUCUGUUUCUGAAAAUGGCUGCUCUCCUCUCUCCUCUGUGUUUCCUUCUCUUUGUCCCUCUCCUCCUCCUCUCUCCUCCCCGUCUUCCCUCCUCGGCUGUGUCUGCAUGUCCACCCUAGCCCCUAAUCCUUCAAACAGUACACAACUCUUCCCUCUUUAGUGGACUCUACAGAGCCUCAUUCACAGAGCUCACUGCAUUUGGACAGUCACAUAACUCAUGAAACAAUGUUUAUUUAAGAGUGGUUUAUUCAUAAUCACAAGACAACAGUACAUUAAAACAAAAGACCUGUCGCUGUUGGUAUUCCGACUCCCACAAUCCAUUGUGGUAUAUACUGACCAGUCUAGUGGCCAGCACCGGACACUACUUUUCAAGGUGCAUUGUGAGAAACUUUUGAGUGCACUACUUUUUCACUCACUGGACAUUCGGACAGAACUAAACCUGGCGUGACCCUAAAUAAGGAGGGGAGGGUGGACAUUUCGAUAUAGCCCUGUCACUGUCCAAUUUCACCCCUUUUAAACCCGUUUCACUUUUUAAAAUGUGUUUAUUCUGUGUUCUGCCGCUGUAGCCACACGUAUUGCGAAGCUGAAUGUGUUCAUAUCAAAGUUCAUUUAUUCUUAGAACUAGAAAUUAACACGAUCGUAUCUGACCAGAAUCUUUAAAAUUCUAAAACAGUUUGUCUCAGUUUUCUAAAGUUUAUAAACAGUUUAAAUACAGAAUUUUCACAGACUUUAAGCAAGAAUUAUUAGUAAAACUGUUUAUAUUUGAAGAGGAAAUUUGAUCCAACAAAUCUCAAAGACGAAGUUCAUCCUAAGUACGGGCACUACAGCUACUUCAUUGCUUACGCCAAAGUAUCUGGGCAUGCUCAGUACUGUGCCAAAUCAGCAAAUGACCAGCCCUCCUCUCUCGUCAUGGCAGACAUUUUGUUUUGUAGGACAUUUGUUUUAUGGACUUUAUGGCGCCAAAGGUGCUGCUGUUUCUCGGAGCGUCUCUGGAUGGAGUCGCUGCAGUUUCCUCCUGUGGUCUUAAACAUUUGUACUAUUUUAAUGUUAAGCACUGUUUGUCAUUACCGAUCAUCGCUAUAUUAGCCACACUGGAGCUAGGGCUAGUGUUUAUAGAGUUUAUUUUUCUUAUUAUUUCUGUAAUAUUUGUGUCAUUUUGUGAAUGUGUUAAACCUGUGGGUGAAGGGACAAGGCGAGUUUUUAAGAAAUAUUUUUGACCAGAAAGAGCUAAAGCAAUCGUUUCAUUUGAAUAAAACUGUA
Molecule: messenger RNA, 4715 nt
Organism: Periophthalmus magnuspinnatus
Lineage: Eukaryota; Metazoa; Chordata; Actinopteri; Gobiiformes; Gobiidae
Gene: ddr2l
Product: discoidin domain receptor family, member 2, like
Exons: 20
Coding region: 412-3114 (900 amino acids)
Biological process (GO): protein phosphorylation; positive regulation of kinase activity; cell surface receptor protein tyrosine kinase signaling pathway
Cellular component (GO): signaling receptor complex; membrane
Molecular function (GO): protein tyrosine kinase collagen receptor activity; collagen binding; ATP binding
Source: RefSeq, a predicted model, not a curated record